UAACGGCAUGCCGCGAGACUCCGGGUAAAAACACAUACACACACUCACUCAUACACGCACGCGCGCACGCACCCGGUGCACGAGCGUUCGAUCCUCUCAAGAGCUCGGCUACCGCACGCUGGCACGCGGGACAGGACGGGACGGGACUGACACCCAGCUUUUCUUACCUUGAUUACCUUGGCUUCUCGCGCGUGGAGUGGAAGAAAGGGAUGCGAUAGAGGCUUCGCGCGCGCCCUCAGCACACAGCCCACAGCAGCUUGGCCCCAGGUGCGCGGUACCUGCGCGCGCGAGAGAGAGUGGAGUUAUAGCGAGCGAGAAAUCUGCACGAGCGAAGGUUGCACGAAGCAAGAGUUGCGUUGCGCGCCAGAGAGUGGAAGCGCGCGUGUAUGCCAGACUGUGUGUGUGUGCUGCAUGCGUGCGUGCGCGCGCGCUCACCUCUCUAUGUUGCAGAGCCAGACAGAGAGUGUGUAUAAGAAGAGUGUGUAAGAGUGUGUUGAAAGUGCGUGUGUAUGUAUGUGUGUGUGUGUGCAGCCAAAAGACGAACGAGCACGCGGACCAACUUCUGCACAGCACAGCUGGAGAAAGAACUUUGCGCACGAGCGCAAACAAAAAAAAUACGGAUUUUAUGAUUAUCCGUAAUCAUAUAAUAUAAUAUAAUAUUAACAAUGAAUAACUGUUGUUCAAUACAGAAUUAUACAACAAUUGCAAGCUCUGAUGGACAUUUUUGAAGAAUUUUACAGAAGCAACUUUGAAGAAGCUACAGUGAGAAUAAGAAAAUAAAUUCAAGGAAAAAAAGGAAAUCUAAAAGCUUCCUUGCUAAAAUUUCUGUUUUUUGACUUGAAAGAAAGAGAAAAAAAGAAGACAAAGAAGAAGAAGCCACAUACUUUUGGACAUAAGAACAUCUGUGCAUAAAGAGUCGAGAAUUCACUCUGAUGGACUUAUUUCUAGAAUACUGCAAAAGAAAGUUUACUCUACAACAAGAACAAAGGAUCAAGAAAAAGAGGAUUUUUUUCCUUAGAUUCAUUUUUUUUACAUAAAAAGUGACAGAAAUCUGAACUUAAAGAUGUCUGUGCAUAUGGUCAUGAAGUUACUCUGAUGGACGUAUCUGAAAAAUUCUAAUUUUACCAAAAAAUCAAGAAAAGAAGAAAGGACGUUAAAUCUUCUUGUUAAAAGUUUUAAAUGUUCAAGUUUUUGACUUUAGGAAAAAAAUAGUGUUUAAAAGAACAGGAAAGCAACAUAGAUCUGGUCGUAGGGUCAUUCUGAUAAGCAUAUUUGAGGGAUGUGUUUUGCUUUAACGCUUUAAGAAGAAAAACACACACAAAAAAACAAUUCUAGCAAAAAAAUAGCGCAAAAAAAAAAAAAAAAAAAAUAGCCGCAAAAGAAGAAAGCUAAAACAGCUGAAUGUAAAGAGGUCUGUGCAAAGAAAAUAGUCUUCAAGCCUCUCUGAUGGACAAAUUUAAAUAAUUCUUCUUCUUCUUGCUUUGCUAAAAAAAUCUGUUUUCUUGACUUGCAAGAAAAAAAUAAGGACAAAAAAGAAGUGUAAGAAAGAAAACGACAGAAAUCUGGACGAAAGGAAAGAAGUGUGUCUACGUGAAGAAGAUUCUCUCGCUCACACACACACACACACACACACACACUGACACACACUCUCUCUCUUACACACACAUACACACACAUACACACAAAAGAAGGAGUUAAAGUGCCAUUAGUGGAGCGGCAGCAGCAGCAGCUUCGCUUUCCUCCUCCUCCUCCUACGACCAGGCGGCUCCAAUCGAGCGCCGAUCGCGUCGUUCCUUCGUCGCCGCGCUCUCUGUUGGAUUCGGACUGAAAACACACACACACACUCGUAGACACACUCACACAUAGACACACACUGAGAGACAGUGUGUCCAUGUCCAUCCCACCUUCAAACCUGUGCGUCUUUACACAUUCACAACAAACCGCAAAGCAGUUGGACAUCUGAUCAUCUCUCCUGAUCUCUUUGGGAUCAAUCAUUUCUGGAUCUCUUGAUCGUUUUUUGGACAAUAUUUAUGUUUAUAUAUAUUUUUUCUGCUAUUUUUUAUUGCUUUUUUUUAUUUUUUCACAUCAAUCAAAGAUGGAUAGCAGCUUGAGCAGAAGACGGAUGCAUUGCUUGCCUGUUGCGGCUUCCAGCGCCGAGUGAGACGCGCGUUGAAGGCGGCAGAAGCGGUCGCUCUCUUUUUUCCCUUCUUUCUCCCUCUCUCUCUUUUUUUUCUAUCUAUCUCUCUCCUUUUUUGAACCCUCAAUCCACCCUCUCUAUACCACUAUAUCUCCGGCUAUUGGCUCUCUACUGUUCUACCGCUCUAGUGGACGAGGAGGAGGAGAAAAAGAAAAGAACAGUGACAAAAAAAGAAGAGAAGAGGAGAGGAAGAAGAAGGAGGACGAGAGGAACAGAGGGAAAGAGCGAAAAAGGAAAAGGAGCGAGCGAACGAACCGCGGAGAGAGGAGGGACGAACCUCCGCACCAUCUCAGCCCCCAACCGGGGUGGUCUCCGCUCCGCUCUCUCUCUUUUUGUUCCCCCCUCUCCCUCUCUUUUUUUGUGAGGGGGGGAUUUUCUUCAUCUUUGCAUCUUUGGUGACUAUAUUUAUUUUUAUAUAUUUUUUUCUGGGGGGGACAAACUGCUCAUCUAUGCCAGGCUUUUGAGAAAAAAAACCCGACCCCCGGCAGCCCCCCAGUUCAAUCCCUCCUUCCCCUGCCUGCCGAGCCGAGCGGAGCGCAGCGGCUGGCUGGCCGCGUCGUGGCCGAGCUCGGAGUCGACACACGCGGGGAGAGACGCGGGCAGCGGCCGGCGGCGGCGGCGGAGGCAGCAGCGGGGCAGCGGCAGCAGCGGUAGCGGGCAGCGGGCAGCAGCAUGCCGCGGAGGAAGCAGCAGGCGCCCCGGCGCUCCGCAGCAUAUGUUCCUGAGGAGCUAAAAGAAGCUGCCUUGAUGGACGAGGACGUGGACGGAGAUGAUUCAGCGAUUGAAGAGGAGCCUGCCAUCAAGUACAUGUGCCAGGACAAGGACUUCCUCCUCAAAGACCGGCCAGGCUUCCACGACUCGCCGGCCGCGGACCUCUCCAGCCACGAGAUGGACAGUGAGUCACACCUCAGCGAGUCCAGUGACCGCAUGUCAGACUUCGAGAGCGCCUCGGUGAAGAACGAGGAGGACGGCACUGCCAAGGAGCCACUUACGUCACUGUCUUCAAGCGCAUCCAUGAGGAUGACCAACACGACGGCACCACCCAGCAGCGAGGAAGCUGCCGCGGCAGGCCCGGACAGCCUGGAGCAGAUGAAGGCUAUCUACACCAGCUUCCUGACCAAUUCCUACUGGUCGUCCCUGAACUUGAACAUGACGCAGCCUCCACCCGAAAAACCCCCUCGCAGCCACAGCAGUAGCAGCAGCAGUAGCAGCAGCAGCAGCUGCGGAAGUGGAGGCUACGAUUGGCACCAGUCGGCCGUGGCCAAGACCUUGCAGCAGGUCACACAGAACCAGAACAGAAUACUGCACCCGGCAUCUGAGCCAAACCUCUUUAGCACUGUGCAGCUCUACCGGCAAAGCACCAAGCUCUAUGGCUCCAUCUUCACUGGUGCCAGCAAGUUUCGCUGCAAGGACUGCAGUGCUGCCUACGACACACUGGUUGAGCUGACGGUGCACAUGAACGAAACAGGGCACUACAGAGAUGAUAACCAUGAAACAGACAGUGAGGGCACGAAGCGCUGGUCCAAGCCCCGCAAGCGUUCCCUGCUGGAGAUGGAAGGCAAGGAGGAUGCCCAGAAAGUCCUCAAGUGCAUGUACUGUGGCCAUUCCUUCGAGUCACUACAGGAUCUCAGUGUCCACAUGAUCAAGACGAAACACUACCAGAAAGUGCCUCUCAAGGAGCCGGUGACACCAGUGGCCGCCAAAAUCAUUUCUUCAGCUCGCAAAAGAGCCCCCAUCGAGCUGGAACUUCCCAGCUCACCGGACUCCAACGGAGGCACCCCCAAACCUUCUCUCUCAGACACCAGUGACCUUCUGCAGAAGACCGCAAAUCCCUACAUCACUCCAAAUAACCGCUACGGCCAUCAGAAUGGUGCAAGCUACGCAUGGCAGUUCGAAUCUCGGAAGUCCCAGAUCCUGAAGUGCAUGGAGUGUGGCAGUUCCCACGAUACCCUUCAGGAGUUAACAGCCCACAUGAUGGUGACAGGCCACUUCAUUAAGGUCACCAACUCCGCCAUCAAGAAAGGCAAGCCCAUUAUGGAGUCGCCUACAACCCCAGCCCCUACCACUAUGCCCUCCACAGAGGAUAAGAUCCAGUCAGUACCACUAGCUGCCACAGCUUUCUCCCCACCUCCGCCUGCACCCCCUCCGCCAAGCAUAUCCCCUGCCAUCAGCGCUAUGGAAAUCAAAAAAGAGGAAAAAGAAGAAGAGUGCACCAAGGAAAUCAUCAUCAGCAGCAAAGAGAAGAAAAUGACAGAUGAUGAACCAGAGGAGAAGUUUGACAUUUCAUCCAAGUAUCCCUAUUUGACGGAAGAAGACCUGGAAGAAAGCCCUAAAGGUGGAUUUGACAUCCUAAAGUCACUGGAAAACACUGUCACAUCAGCCAUCAACAAAGCACAGAACGGCACACCCAGCUGGGGAGGCUACCCCAGCAUCCAUGCCGCCUACCAGCUACCAAACAUCAUGAAGCUUUCCUUGCGCAACUCAGGAAAGAGCUCCCCUCUGAAGUACAUGUUCUCUGGCGAAGAGAUCCUGUCACCAACCAAAAGCCAACCCCUCAUCUCCCCUCCAAGCUGCCAGACCUCACCUCUGCCCAAAAAUAACUUCCACGCCAUGGAGGAACUUGUCAAGAAAGUAACGGAAAAGGUAGCCAAAGUUGAAGAGAAGAUGAGGGAUCCCGGUGCAAGAGCUUCCCCGCUGAGAAGAACCACGCCGUCCCCAUGCAGUAGCGAAGCUGGAGACUCCGCCAGAGGAGAGUCACCCAAAGAGAGGAGAGGAGCCAAAACGCCAGAGAGCAACGGCUCAGCAAAUGUUCACAAGGACUCCAACGGUGAGGCCCUCAAUUCUAAAGAGUCUUUAGAGAAUGGCACUGACCAUGCUGUGAAAACUCCCGUCACCUCCAUGUGCAGCAGCACGGCGAUUAUCACUGACCAUCCUCCAGAACAGCCAUUCGUCAACCCCUUAAGUGCACUUCAGUCUGUCAUGAAUGUUCAUCUAGGCAAAGCUGCUAAGCCUGCCCUCCCAUCUCUCGACCCCAUGAGCAUGCUCUUCAAGAUGAGCAACAGUUUGGGAGAGAAGGCGGCCGUAGCCGCCUCCACUCCGGCUCAGACCAAAAAGACGAACGAGCAUCUCGACCGCUAUUUCUAUCACAUCAACAAUGACCAGCCGAUUGACCUGACCAAAGGCAAGAGCGAAAAGAGCAGCUCCAUGGGAUCAGCCGUACUGUCUUCCUCCACCUCGACUCCUUCUUCAGUGUCGCCCUCCUCAACCAUCACCAUGGCCAAGGCUUCCUCAGCCGUGGCUUCAUUCAUGUCCAACUCACCCUUGCGUGAAAACGCCCUGUCCGACAUCUCGGACAUGCUGCGCAACCUUACGGAAAGCCAUGUCUCCAAAUCUUCCACACCAACCAGUCUGUCUGAGCGGUCAGAUAUCGACGGUGCUACACAUGAAGAGACAGAGGACAUGUCGCCGGCUCAGAAGCGCAAGGGCCGACAGUCCAACUGGAACCCUCAGCAUCUGCUUAUCCUGCAAGCGCAGUUCGCUUCAAGCCUGCGGCAAACGGGCGACGGCAAGUACAUCAUGUCCGACCUCAGCCCGCAGGAACGCAUGCACAUCUCUCGCUUCACCGGCCUCUCGAUGACCACCAUCAGCCACUGGCUCGCCAACGUCAAGUACCAGUUGAGGAGGACGGGUGGCACCAAGUUCCUGAAGAACCUUGACUCCGGUCAUCCCGUCUUCUUCUGCAGUGACUGUGCUUCACAGAUACGCUCCCCCUCCACCUACGUCAGCCACCUUGAAUCCCACUUGGGCUUCCGGAUUAGAGACUUGGCCAAGUUGUCCGGGGAGCAGCUAGCCAGCCAAAUCACGCGCCACACUAAGGGACUUUCUGAGAAACUGCUUUCAGCCCAAGCUCACGUCCUGGCGCACUCGCUCUCAAACCCAAACAUCACUCCCAGCCCCAGUCCCCAUUCCCAUUCCCACUCGCACUCGCCCUCCCCUUCCGCAGAAGAAGAGGCCAACGGCACUGCGUACCAGUGUAAACUGUGCAAUCGGACUUUCGCUAGCAAGCAUGCUGUCAAACUUCACUUGAGCAAGACUCACGGCAAAUCCCCCGAGGACCACCUCUUGUUUGUCUGUGAACUCGAGAAACCUUAGCGGUGGUCAAGGACACAAAAAAGACUCAAAGGUUGAAGUGGUCCUCCACUUCCCACUGUUCCUCUUGCUUUCUCCGAAGCCUUCAGACGAACUGAUUUCGUUUAGUAAAAAAAAGCAAGACCUGAAAACAAAAAGAGACACUGACUGACUAACACAAAGAACUAACUGCACAUAGAUGCCAUUAAACUACUGUCUAGUUUCGGCACAUGAUGCACGGAGGGUUUUCCUCCCGGGAUAACUCAUACUGGUCCAGAGACGUUCUGUUUUUUCCCCCUCAUUUUAGGUCAAAUGAACUGAAAAUGUAGAGAGAGAAAAAAAAAAACGACUUUUCUAACUGUGCAGUGUUGAGUGAAGAGGUGCUGUUGUCACUGGUAAAACAUGAAGGUAUAUAAGAUAAAAAAAUGACUUUAAAUGAAGUUGUAUGUAUUUGAAAGUUGUGUAAAUUGGAUUCACCUUUUGUUUUCCUCCUUUCUUUGGCAUCGCUGAGAUGCAGUAAGCUGCAUGCAUUGAUGAAACGGUUUCGUUCGACUUUUUUGAUAACCGAAUCUCUCUUUUCCUUCUUUCUUUCUUUUUUCGUCAACGUGACCUAUGUGUGCUGAAGUCAGCAGACGAAAAAAAAAACGAAACUAAAUUUAACCCUCUGAGUACGCCCAAGCACUUGUACAUUAUAACAGAUCAUCGACAGAAAAUAGAGAACAUGAAAUGAUAUGAUAAAAGUCAGUAAAUUGGAUCAGUAAAUUCAGUAAUACCUUAUUCGUAUUGGAAUACUCAAUUUACAUUGGGUUCUGAUUACUUACGAAAACACAAAACAUGAUAUAUAUAUAUACAUAAUACAUGAAACAUUAAAUAAGCAAACAAGAAACAAAAUAGAGAUCAAAGAACGGAACAGAAGAUGAUACCAUACCUGAGGUUCCAACUGUUCGAAGUGGCUUCUGACUGAUUCUCACUGCAAAAAAAACAACAACAAAAAAAACGUGCGAAUCCAAACUGCAGUCUUUCAGUUCCUUGAAAAUCAGGGGCCUUUAUGAAUUCAGGUCGUUUAAAAAAGGUGUAAAAAUGUGUACAUAUAAAAAAUGGUAUAAACUAAUUUCUGUCUAAAUUAUGCAUCAUUUUAUAUUUUUAAUUUAAGAGGAGUAUGACUAUCUACUGGUGCACAAUAUAUGAAGACAUUAAUGAAAUUGUUUUGCACAAUAGUUUUAUAAAUGUUAUUUAAUCAGAUGAUAUGAAAAUGAGAGAAAAAAGGAGAAAAAAAAAAUAAAACACGAAUAACAUCCUAAACUUUUAUUAUUUCCACCUCGUGCUCAAAGGGUUAAACUUCUUGUACAAGACGAUACUUGUUCCAUCGUUUCUUGAACAUUUAAAAUGUUGUACAAAAGAUGCUACUUUAUAACGCAAGGAGGAGGAAUUCCACAGUGUAACCUAUUAUUUAUAAGCACUCUCGGUUGUUGUUUCAUAUUGUAGAAUGCCUUUUUGAUUGGUAACUUUUAUGUUGUUCUGUCUGAUUACUCUCCCAUGAUUCCGCACUGCAGCUUUAUCUAUUUUUUUGUUGUUUUUUUGUUCUUUAUUCCUUUUUUUUUGUUUCAUUUCAUUUCAUUUGGGAUAUGAAAGGUAACUAUGGUUACUUUGCCUCCGAUUGACACUUCUGCUACAUUUUUGGCAGUUAACUUACUGAAAUAACUAACAGCUGCCAGUGAAUGGAAAUCUAAUGUGUAAAAUAUUGGCAUGUAAACAGCACAGGCACUGUUAUGCAUUCUGUGCCGUGAUUCUCUUUUUUUUUUCCUUGUUGUUGACAAUGAAGCACCCAUUAUAUGACUUCAUAUAAACUUUUUUUCUACUGCAGCAUUAAAAUGAAAAUGUUUUGGGUUUUUUUUGCAAUAA
Astyanax mexicanus (Mexican tetra) is the source of this 8227-nucleotide messenger RNA. RefSeq names its product teashirt zinc finger homeobox 3b (gene tshz3b). Gene Ontology annotation, cellular component: nucleus. Gene Ontology annotation, biological process: regulation of transcription by RNA polymerase II. Gene Ontology annotation, molecular function: DNA-binding transcription factor activity, RNA polymerase II-specific; DNA binding. The transcript has 3 exons. The coding region runs from base 2870 to 6349 and encodes 1159 amino acids. The record is from RefSeq and is a predicted model, not a curated record. NCBI's taxonomy places the organism in Eukaryota, Metazoa, Chordata, Actinopteri, Characiformes, Acestrorhamphidae.